UAUUACAGAUUAUAUGAUUUUUACCUGUUUGAAAGAGAAUGUAUGAUUUUGCACACUGUUAGAAGUGUUCGGCUUCUUAGACAUUUUAGCUGAAACCGUUAUUUAUUAGAGAUUAAAUCUCAGCUCUGACCCUGAGGAAUAGGUCAGUCAUUUACUCCCGGAGGUCCAGUCGGAGGUCCAGUCACAUUUACUCCCAGAGGUCCAGUCACAUUUACUCCCGGAGGUCCAGUCACAUUUACUCCCGGAGGUCCAGUCGGAGGUCCAGUCACAUUUACUCCCGGAGGUCCAGUCACAUUUACUCCCGGAGGUCCAGUCACAUUUACUCCCGGAGGUCCAGUCGGAGGUCCAGUCACAUUUACUCCCGGAGGUCCAGUCACAUUUACUCCCGGAGGUCCAGUCGGAGGUCCAGUCGGAGGUCCAGUCGGAGGUCCAGUCACAUUGCAGCUAGCGCAACACUGAGGGAGUGUGCACCAUGCAGUGUGUGUGGGAUGAACAAGAGGCUUAUGAUGAGCUGCUGUACUGGGACUCACUGAUUCAGGAGGGACACACACUUCACCCCCGCGACUACAACAGGUAUGAGGAACUGCGGUACUGGUAUGAGUAUGUGUGUUAUGAAGAUAAACUGAGACAGUACCAUGCUUGUGUGGCUGAGAUGAAGCAGAGAGAAGCUGAAGUUCCUCCUGAUCCUGAGAAGCUGCUCCCUCAGCGCCUGUUUGUCAUUGAGGAUCGCCAUGUUAAGGCCAAACACGCCAGUGUGUAUCCAUGUGCUGAGGAGCUGCAGGCUGUGCAGAACAUGGUGUCCCACCUGGAGAAUGGACUGAAGACCGUUGCUAACUGGCUAAAUAGGCAAGAUGCUACAAGUGGGAGUAAUAAGCUACAGGGGGUACGGAGAGUGGGUUUGGUGGCAAAGGGUUUGUUGCUGAAGCAGGAUAUGGACCUGGAGCUUGUCUUGCUCUGCAGUGACACACCAACACUCAAACUACUGAACACCAUCACCAACAAACUUCAGGAAGUGAUGAAGGGCCAGAUGGAGGGCGAGUAUGUGAUCAGUCCGGUGGAUGAGGAUGCUGCUGUAACAGUGCAGACUGUAAAGGACCCGGUGCUGAACAUGAAGAUCCAUCUCACAUCCCCUGUUGUGAGGGAGCGGGUGGAGCAUGGGCGGGCCAGAGAAGCUCCGCCCGGCGCUCUGGACACAAACAAAUGCCUGGAGUCUCUCGCGUCUCUGCGCCACGCCAAGUGGUUCCAGGCUAAAGUUAACAACCUACACUCAAGUGUGAUUGUCAUUCGCAUCCUGAGAGACCUGUGUACCCGUGUCCCUACCUGGGCCCCACUCAAAGGAUGGGUAUUGGAGCUGCUGUGUGAACGAGCGAUAUCAACUAGUGACAGACCGAUGGGACCAGGAGAGGCUCUGAGAAGAGUACUGGAGUGUGUUGCAUCUGGAAUACUACUGGAAGAUGGUCCUGGUAUUUCUGACCCAUGUGAGAGGGCAGGUGUAGAUGCAAGCUGCCAUCUUACCCCCCAGCAGAGGGAGGACAUUACCCAGAGUGCACAGUUUGCUUUGCGGCUCAUGGCAUUUGGACAGAUCCACAAAGUGUUGGGGAUGAAUCGGCUGUCACCCAAAGUGGGGCACAUGUACAGCGACACACUCCUCUCUCAAACCACAGUGCCAGGACUGUGUGUGAUGAAGCGUCCAUUGGAUUCAGCCACAGAUGAAGAGUCAAGCAGCAGUAAAGUCCUUCGCAAAGAGAUUGUUAUCGAGCCCAGUAAUGCUGUGAUGAUGCUUAAUCAGCUGCAUCCGGGUUUGCUGUAUCGGCUCGUGUCCCAGACGGGUCCAGAACACAGUCCACACUUCACCAUGGCCAUUGAAGUGAAGGGCAAAACAUAUGAGGCAGCAGGACCAUCGAAGCGCAAUGCCAAACUGCUCGUCGCCCAAAAAGCCCUACAGGCUUUGGGUGUAGUGGUCACAGCCACAGAGACUACACCUACAACUGAUCAGAAAAAAGGUCAGGAGACUGUUGCCAUGGGAACCAACAGACCUGCAGCUAGCGGAGGGGAAGGAGCUGAGGCUACACUACAGGGAGGUCCAAUUCUCACUAAACAUGGAAAAAAUCCGGUCAUGGAGCUGAAUGAAAAGAGGCGGAGUCUUAAGUAUGAGGUCGUCUCUGUGAGAGGACGAUUUAAUGACAAGAUCUUCACUAUUGAGGUGGAAGUAGAUGGACAGAAGUUUCAAGGUUCAGGUUCUAAUAAGAAGUUAGCGAAGGCGAAUGCAGCUCUAGCUGCACUGGAGAAACUUUUUCCCAAUGACAAUCCUGAGAGCCAGAAGAAGAAGAAAUUCCCUCAAAUGGGAUAUGGUGGAAUGGGUGGAGUUUCAUAUAGUGCUGGGCGUGGCAGAGGAAGAGGGCGGGGUCGAGGAUUUAACAAUAAGGGCUCCACUUUUAAAGUGAGCAGUUCCUCUGGGUUCUCAGUGAGUGGUGAGUUGAACACUUCAGGUCCUCAGGAGGAACAGAGUGUGUCAGACACACAAAUACAGGUGUAUCAGGCCGUUCCCCCGCCCACCAGUGGCUACUACAGCCAGCACAGCCACGAGUACGGCCAGUACAGAAAGAACACACAGAACCUGAACCAUAACCCAAACCUGAACCAAAACUGUGGGCAGAACCAGGAGUCUCUUGUAGGACCUGAUUAUGGAUAUGGCUACCAGAAUACCCAGAACUACAACUAUGGGGCAUAUUCUAAUCAGUCCACAUUUGGGACAGGUGGAACUGGAGCAGAGAAUUUUGGGUAUCAACAGAGAGCCUACACCAACCUCGGGGGCUACAGCAGCAGUAACACUAACUACAGCUAUAAGUAAACACCCGUUCAGGGCCGGAGCUUCUCUUCACAAGCUGACAGUGAUCCCCUGGGGGUGGAGCUUCAUCCUGGCUUUACUAUACAGGAGAGUGGAUCUUCUUCUCAUCAUCAAACCCCAGCCUUGUCACCCAGGAGCUUUAUCUCUUACCACAUGCAUUAUGAAUCCAGAAGGUGGACUUUCCUCUGCUCCUAUUCACUCAGUAGUUCUGUAGGCAGAGCUUGGUCCAGCUUGCCUAAUAAAGACUGAUUCAUUUGUAGCUGGUGGUGGAGACUCGCUGCUCUGUUGAGUAAACAGUUAUUGUGCACGUUGCUGUUUGGCUUUAGAUUUUCUUCACUCUUCUCCUUAUUUUUUGUGUUUUUGUUCAUCAGUGUUGUUCUGGAGCAUUUGCACGUCCUCGCUGCCGUGUCUACGUUAGUGCAUCUUCAUUAGCGUGUCCUCUGAUAACCUCAGUGCUGAUGCGAGUGAUUCAGACUGACCAUGUGAAAAGAGGAAGUGCUCCAGCCUGUUUGUCCUCUGAGAAAUAUUUCUUAUUCUGUCCUUCCUUAGUGAGUGUGAUGUCGAAACCACCACACUUACUAACAUUAAUGCCUUUAAUUUUGAUGGUAGAAAUUUUAGUUUUGUUUCUCUUCCUUGUUUCUCUUCCUGUUUGUUUGAGUAACUGUGACUUUCAUCUAAGCUUAACACUGACUGAAUAAAAUGUUUUCUAUUUUUAAACCAAAAC
Molecule: messenger RNA, 3572 nt
Organism: Hemibagrus wyckioides
Lineage: Eukaryota; Metazoa; Chordata; Actinopteri; Siluriformes; Bagridae
Gene: ilf3a
Product: interleukin enhancer binding factor 3a
Exons: 19
Coding region: 473-2851 (792 amino acids)
Cellular component (GO): precatalytic spliceosome
Molecular function (GO): single-stranded RNA binding; double-stranded RNA binding
Source: RefSeq, a predicted model, not a curated record